Molecule: messenger RNA, 366 nt
Organism: Mesorhabditis belari
Lineage: Eukaryota; Metazoa; Nematoda; Chromadorea; Rhabditida; Rhabditidae
Source: the annotation of a GenBank genome assembly
AUGAAAUUCAUGCAAGGCCUUGUUGCUCAGCACAGUUCAGAAGACUGCACAUGGGGCAUCAAUGUACCGUUUCCUGUUGACGCUUUUGCUCAAUCACUGCUCAUCGCUGUCAACGGAUACAAACCCGACGUUAAACUUGUCGAUAAAUACAUUAGGCCAAGAAAUAUGCCAAUACUCAUCAACGAUUCAGACGCUGGGUUGAGCAUUAACGUUCUACGGCCAGAUUGUGAUUAUGGUUGGGAACCAGCUGGAGACUAUUGUUUUAAGUGGACUCUUAUAUUCCGCGACUACUACAAUGCCGCAGCCUACUGCCAUAGUGUGGGAGCCAUGUUGGCCGAUGAUCUGACUCAAGACAAACACGAUUUU